AACCCGAUCAUGAUCCUAAAUACACGAUAGUUUGGGGUUCAAAACUUCAAAUUAAAUUAAAGCAAUCCCUUAAAAUGUGUAUAUAGUGCAUGCGCUGGCCGUAUGUAGUAGUUCAAACAACACGAACUACUGCAUCCACGCGUGCAUGAGAUAUUUCUGCAUCUGGGAACCAGAUCAUGUAGAGGCAUCUGGUGGUUUUAUGUUUCCUUUCGAGCUUUAGGUGCUAUUUUAGUGGACGGUGUAAAUGGAGAUGGAAAAUGGCUUGAACGUCGGGACAACAACCACGCAUGAGGGAGCCGAACUAAAAAACAACGUAGAAAAGGCUGAGAAUAAUAGCCCUAACGCGAUCGGUGGUCGACAAGACUUCGAGAAGAGUACUGGAGAAGAUCAGAAUUCCAAAACUGUUUCAUUUCUUAAGCUUUUCUCUUUUGCAGAUUCCACUGAUGUUUUCCUAAUGAUUGCUGGUACAAUGGGUGCCAUUGGAAAUGGCUUAGGUCUGCCCCUUGCAUCAGUACUCUUCGGGGAAAUGGUUAAUAGUUUGGGAAGACCUACAGGCAUUGUUCCUUUAGCUUCCAAGGUCUGUCUAAAAAUAGUCUACCUGGGUGUGGGGGUUGGUGCCGGAGGAUUCAUCCAGGUGGCUUGCUGGAUGAUCACAGGGGAGAGACAAGCUGCGAGAAUACGGGGUUUGUACUUGAAGGCUAUUUUAAGACAAGAUGUGGCUUUUUUCGAUAAAGAAACUAACACUGGAGAGGUAGUUGGGAGGAUGUCAGGUGAUACUGUUCUCAUACAAGAUGCCAUUGGCGAGAAGGUUGGGAAGUUUCUGCAGUUGAUAUCAACAUUCAUAGGAGGUUUUGCUGUGGCAUUUUCCAAAGGCUGGCUUCUUACCCUUGUCCUGUUGGCCUCAUUUCCUCUUCUUGUGGCGUCUGGAGGUCUUCUGUCAAUCGUCAUAGCUAAGACAGCUUCCCGUGGACAAGCUGCUUAUGCAAAUGCAGCAAAUGUGGUUGAGCAAACAAUCAGUUCAAUCAGGACAGUGGCAUCAUUUACUGGGGAGAAACAAGCUGUAAUGAACUAUAAAAGGUUCCUGAUAACAGAUUACAAAGCAGGUGUUCAUGAAGGCUUGGUUUCAGGGUUAGGUUUUGCCGCCGUUAAGUUAGUAGCAUUUGGCAGCUUUGCUCUGGCAGUAUGGUUUGGAUCAAAAUUGAUACUGAAUAAAGGAUACAAUGGGGGUGAUGUGCUGAUUGUGAUUACGGCUGUGUUGACUGGAUCUGCGGCCCUAGGCGAGACAUCUCCCUGCAUAAAUGCCUUUGUUGCAGGUAAAGCUGCUGCAUAUAAGAUGUUUAAGACUAUUGAGAGGAAGCCAAAGAUAGAUACGUAUAGCACAAAGGGAAAGAUUUUGGAUGAUAUUCACGGAGAUAUUGAGUUAAGAGAUGUCUUUUUUAGUUAUCCAGCCAGACCCAACGAGCAAAUAUUCAGUGGAUUCUCUCUUUAUAUCAAUAGAGGCACUACUUCAGCUUUGGUUGGACAAAGUGGAAGUGGGAAGUCAACAGUGAUAAGUCUAAUAGAGAGAUUCUAUGAUCCACAGUCUGGAGAAGUUCUGAUAGAUGGCAUUAACCUCAAAGAUUUCCAUCUUAAAUGGAUUAGGCAGAAAAUUGGUCUUGUUAGCCAAGAACCUGUGUUGUUUGCAUCCAGUAUUAAGGAUAAUAUUGCAUAUGGAAAGGAUGGUACAACCUUUGAAGAGAUCAGAGUUGCCACUGAACUUGCAAAUGCUGCUAAAUUUAUUGAUAAAUUGCCUCAGGGACUAGAUACCGAGGUUGGUGGGCAUGGAAUGCAGCUAUCUGGGGGUCAGAAGCAGAGAAUUGCCAUUGCAAGAGCAAUUCUAAAAGACCCUCGGAUUUUACUUCUGGAUGAAGCUACAAGUGCUCUUGAUGCAGAAUCUGAGAGAAUUGUGCAGGAGGCAUUGGACAGGAUCAUGGUUAAUCGAACUACCGUUAUUGUUGCCCAUCGUUUGAGUACAGUCAGAAAUGCUGAUAUGAUUGCAGUCAUUCAACAAGGAAAGAUAGUUGAAAAAGGAUCACACUCGGAAUUAAUCAACAAUCCUAAUGGAGCAUACUCGCAACUCAUCCACUUGAAAGAAGUAAACAAGGAGUCGGAACAGGCAUCAGACGAUCAAAACAGAUCAGAAAUUACUGCUGAAUCUUCUAGACAUGACUCAAGUCUGAGAUACAGUCAAAGAAUAUCACACCUAAGAUCUAUAAGUCAGGGAUCAUCUGUUAAUAGUUGCAGCCGCCGUUCAUUCUCAGCCUUUGGAUUGCCCAUAGAAGGCCUCAUCCCUGAUGAUACGUGGACAGAACCAGAAGAAAUGUUUCCAAAGGUCUCAAUCCGCAGCCUUGCCCUCCUCAACAAACCAGAGAUUCCUAUUCUUCUUCUUGGGGCUAUGGCUGCAAUCCUAAAUGGCACAUUAUUUCCUUUAUUUGGUAUGUUGAUCUCCAAGGUAAUCAAAUCAUUUUACGAACCACCUCAUAAACUGAGAAAGGACACAAAUUUUUGGUCAAUAAUUUUUGUGAUCCUUGGUGUGGUAUCGUUUCUUGCAAUUCCAGCAAGAGCAUACCUUUUUUCUGUGGCCGGGUGCAAGUUAAUUCAACGUGUUAGAUUGAUGUGUUUUGAGAAGUUGGUUCACAUGGAGGUUGGUUGGUUUGAUAAGCCUGAGCACUCAUGUGGCUCGAUUGGUGCUAGGCUUUCAGCAGAUGCUGCUCGAGUGAGAGCUCUUGUUGGAGAUUCACUUGGUCAGAUUCUUGAUGUUAUUGCUUCAGCAGUUGCAGGUUUAGUCAUUGCAUUUGUUGGAAGUUGGCAGUUGGCAAUUAUUAUCCUUGCAUUGAUUCCUCUGAUUAGUAUCAAUGCAUAUGCUCAAUUAAAGUUCACGAAAGGAUUCAGUGCAGAUGCAAAGAUGAUGUACGUGGAAGCAAGCCAAGUUGCCAAUGAUGCAGUCGGGAGUAUAAGAACAGUUGCUUCUUUCUGUGCUGAAGAGAAGGUGAUGAAUCUAUACAGAAGCAAAUGUGAAGGCCCAAGGAAGGCCGGGAUAAAGCUAGGCUUGAUCACUGGAAUAGGAUUUGGGACAUCUUUUGGCUUCUUGUUUCUUGCCUAUGCUACCUCUUUCUAUGCAGGAGCUCAACUGGUUCAGGCAAGGAAAGCAACAUCCUCAGAUGUUUUCCAAGUUUUCUUUGCUUUGACCUUUGCAGCCAUGGGAGUUUCUCAAACAAGCUCCAUGGGUCCAGAUACUGGCAAAGCCAAGAAUGCUGUUUCUUCCAUAUUUGCAAUAAUACACCAGCAAUCGAAGAUAGAUGCAAGUGAUGAGUCUGGUAUAACUUUAGACAAUUUCAAGGGAGGAAUUGAGUUUCGUCAUGUAUGCUUUAAGUAUCCAUGCAGGCCAAAUGUUCAGAUCUUCCAUGACCUCAGCUUGACUAUCCAUCCUAACAAGACAGUUGCCUUGGUUGGAGAAAGUGGGAGUGGGAAAUCCACAGUCAUCUCAUUGCUGCAAAGGUUUUAUGAUCCUGAUUCUGGUCAUAUUAAACUUGAUGGAAUUGAAAUUCAGAAGUUUCAAGUGAAGUGGCUGCGGCAGCAAAUGGGUCUCGUGAGUCAAGAACCAGUUUUGUUUAAUGACACUAUUCGUGCCAACAUUUCAUAUGGAAAGGAAGAAGGAAAUGCAACAGAGACAGAAAUUAUAGACAUAGCAAAGUUGGCAAAUGCUCAUAGCUUCAUUAGUGGCUUACAAAAGGGUUAUGAUACCAUAGUAGGAGAACGUGGAGUCCAGUUGUCCGGCGGGCAAAAGCAACGAGUUGCCAUUGCACGAGCCAUGAUCAAAAGCCCGAAGAUAUUACUAUUAGAUGAGGCUACUAGUGCAUUGGAUGUCGAGUCUGAAAGAGUGGUUCAAAAUACAUUAGAUAAAGUUUGGGUUAACCGGACUACGGUGGUGGUUGCUCAUCGAUUAUCCACAAUCAAGAAUGCCGAUUUAAUCGCAGUUUUUAAAAAUGGAGCUAUUGUAGAGAAAGGGAGACAUGAGACUUUGAUUAAAAACAAGGAUGGCUUUUAUGCCUCCUUGGUUUCAAUUCACACAACUACUAAUGCUUCAACUUCCUAGCUAGCUAGGAACUCUAUGUGCUUAAAUAUUUUAACUUUCUAGAUGUUGAAUAUAAAAGACAAGGAGAAAUGUUUUAAUCAUAAAAUAAUUGUAUAAAAUUAAUUCAUAAAGUAACGUAGUUUGAUUUGGUA
Messenger RNA from Carya illinoinensis, 4266 nucleotides. Its product is annotated as ABC transporter B family member 4-like. The record is from RefSeq and is a predicted model, not a curated record. The transcript has 13 exons. The coding region runs from base 245 to 4135 and encodes 1296 amino acids. Gene Ontology annotation, biological process: transmembrane transport. Gene Ontology annotation, molecular function: ABC-type transporter activity; ATP hydrolysis activity; ATP binding. Gene Ontology annotation, cellular component: membrane. NCBI's taxonomy places the organism in Eukaryota, Viridiplantae, Streptophyta, Magnoliopsida, Fagales, Juglandaceae.